Alternaria atra is the source of this 231-nucleotide messenger RNA. RefSeq lists its product as uncharacterized. The transcript is spliced from 2 exons. Gene Ontology annotation, molecular function: protein binding. Bases 1 to 231 code for a protein of 76 amino acids. The record is from RefSeq and is a predicted model, not a curated record. NCBI's taxonomy places the organism in Eukaryota, Fungi, Ascomycota, Dothideomycetes, Pleosporales, Pleosporaceae.
AUGGCGACUCCAGACUCAGCCAAACGGUCUACGUUGACCUCCAAGCUACCAAAUCUCUCUGGUGAAACCAUCGCAGUUCAGGCCGGCGAUCAAGUCUUCUACGUACACAAAUCUCUCAUCGGCAACAGCUCCGAGUUCUUCAAAAAUGCCACAAAGCCAGAAUGGAGGACCGAUUCUCGCCCUAUUGACCUAUCCGACGAGGAGCCCCGCAUCUUUGAGAGAUACUGUUAG